Messenger RNA from Aaosphaeria arxii CBS 175.79, 1398 nucleotides. RefSeq names its product DnaJ-domain-containing protein. NCBI's taxonomy places the organism in Eukaryota, Fungi, Ascomycota, Dothideomycetes, Pleosporales. Bases 288 to 1178 code for a protein of 296 amino acids. The transcript has a single exon. The record is from RefSeq and is a predicted model, not a curated record.
CCGAACUCGGCCAAGGGGGAAACGCAGCAAGUCUAGACGAGACAGACUGAACAUCCCCAAACGUCAAUCAACAUCAACAUCAACUUCUACACCCACGGACAAACGCGAUAACAACUACUACCACGGCCCAUUGACCCAUUGACCCUCGACACGCCCACUCCCCACCCCCCAAAACGAAUCAAUCGCACCAUACACGCAUCCAACGCAUAAACCACAACCUCCCCAACCAAACACCAAGACAGAGACACGGGAAACGAGUCGAGUCGAGUCAAACGGCAUGAGGAGGAAUGCCACCCCUCAUCCACCUCCCUCCUCCUCUUCCUCACUACUACCACAAACACCACCCUCCCAUCCGAAUACCCACCGCACGCCCUCCCACCUCCCGACCCUUCACAACCACCCGUCCCCUCCUCACCAACGAUGACGCCUCCGCGCAACAACAAACACAAACCCACUACGAAACCCUCUCCCUGCUCCCCUCCGCAACCCCCCAGGAAAUAAAGCGCCAAUUCUUCUCCCUCUCCAAAUCCCACCACCCGGACAAGAACCCAAACGACCCCACCGCCUCCGCCCGCUUCGUCAAGAUCUCCGAAGCCUACCACGUCCUCUCGUCCCCGGACCAGCGCGCCCGGUACGACGCCACGCUCCCCCAUGCCCACCACGGUAGACCGGGGGGGGCACAGUGGUACGGACGCAGCCACUCGUCCGCGCAGACGCACGCGGGGGGCCGCCCAGCGACGGGGUUGAACAAGAAGAGAGGCACGUUCAAGGGGCCGCCGCCGAGCUUCUUCAAGGCGGGCGGGUACGGGGAUACCGGUGCGAAGCGCGCGGCGUACGAGCACCAUUAUUCGCAUCCUCAUGCGUCCUCCUCAUCUUCCUCGCAUGGUAGCAGCCAUGGUGGAGGUGGAUACGAAGAGCCUGGGAGCGAGGUCCCGCAUUUCGACGAGGGGAGGCAUAAGCGGAUGCAUGAUAGUGUGAAUGAGCAUAUUCUGGGGAGGAGGCGGAGGAGGGCCGCCGCCGCGUGGGAGGAGAGGGUCGCGGCGGCGGGGGGGCCCGGCGGGUUUGGUCCCAUUGCGAGGUUUGCGCUUGUGAGUGGUAUGGUGGGUGUUUUUGGGGCGGUGGUCAUGGCAUUCAGUGAGAGGGAUGCGGCGGCGGAUAAGAAGAGGAAGAGGUCGUAGUAUGGGGGAGGGGGAUUUGUAUGAUAUCGGUUGAUUGAUUGAUUGAUAUACCUGGGUAGGGUGGAGCUUCUUGUACAUACAUACAUUAUAUGGGGUUAGACAUGGCAAUUGGCAUGCAUGGCGGCGUCACGUCACGUCAAACAUACACUUCAUCGGCGGGGUAUCGGCGUUUUUACAUAUAUAUCCAAUUUCAAACGGCAUUUUCUUCAAAAGAGUUCUA